Didymodactylos carnosus is the source of this 1131-nucleotide messenger RNA. Lineage: Eukaryota; Metazoa; Rotifera; Eurotatoria; Philodinida; Philodinidae. The record is from the annotation of a GenBank genome assembly.
ACUCUAAUACUGGACAUGUGAUUACAGGUAAUAACUUUGAAAUUGUUUUACGAGAAAAACAAAGGUAUAAGUUGCUGGUUAAGGAGUCGUUAGUCAUUCGGGCUAGCUUACCCAUGCUUAAUGGUACCACUGUACGUGUAUUCUGAGGGGGUAAUGUCAAAUCUCUGGGAUAGAAAAAAAAUUCCUAGGAAAGGUGUUGGAGGCUAGUACAGUAAUAUUUCUCUCAUCUACUUCAAUUCACUUUUUCUUCAGUAUGUUUUAUCUCUACAUGACUCAACACUAGCGUUUUUAAAAUUUUUUUUAAAAUUUCUUUUCUUUUCAAUUCAGCCUAUUCUUUAUAAGAAAAUAAAAUGUACAUAUAACAAAAUUCUCCAUUCAUAAUCUCGUUCUCUUUCUUUCCUCUCUCCUUGUCAUGCACAUGGAUUUUCAGAUUUUUUUGUGAUGUGUGUGCCUGGAUUAGAAAAACACUAGAUAAUAUACAAUCAGUUAUUUUGUUUUAAACUUUAUGUAACAUCCUGUGAGAAACUUGAAAAUGACCGUAUUAAUAGGUCGAAAUAUCGAAUUAUAAUUUUAAUUUUUAGUUUUUAUUAUUUGAUUAAAACUUUUUAUUAAAAUUCUUAAUAUGAUAGCCGCAUUGGUUUUAAAAUUUUUAUUCUUAACUUUGCGAAUAAACUCGAAAAACGUGGUUGUAGUACAAAAAUGUUUAGAAUAUGGUCCAAACAAGAUCAACAUUUACUACAACUUUCUACAAAGGGUAAACAACUUAAGCGUUUAAAACGUGGUGUAGCAAAACUAUGGCAUCAAGAAUUAGAUACUAAAUUGAUUGAUUGGUUUGAAUCGAAAAGAACAAUGCCAGUCGAUGAACAACAAACAACGACAAUUAUAAAAGAACGUAUCACAUUUAAAUUAUUCAUUCGACAGGGUUCAGCAAUUACUUCAUUAUUAAAUAUUAAUCAAACAUCCAAUAAAUGUAGUCAAAAAGUUCUUAAUUUAGGUGUUAAUGGAUCUUUCCCGGCUCAAGAUAUAUGCAAUAUGGAUGAAAGACCUCUUGCAUUAUGGGGAGAUCAAAGUAAAUGUAGUUUAAAUUAUAUGAAUACACCUAAUGAAGUUGAAAGUAUCUUAGUUGCUUGA